Lates calcarifer (barramundi perch) is the source of this 1479-nucleotide messenger RNA. RefSeq names its product unc-50 homolog (C. elegans) (gene unc50). NCBI's taxonomy places the organism in Eukaryota, Metazoa, Chordata, Actinopteri, Centropomidae. The coding region runs from base 3 to 908 and encodes 301 amino acids. The record is from RefSeq and is a predicted model, not a curated record. The transcript has 6 exons. Gene Ontology annotation, cellular component: Golgi membrane.
UGAUGAAGCGGGUGUUCACCGGAAAUAGCAACGUGUUCCUUUUCGCGACAGUUCAGGAAGCGUCCAUAAACAGUUACAGAAACGAGCGAGGUUUGGUGCUUUCUCCUGUGAAGGAGUGCUGCAAAAACAGCACCAUGUUGCCGACCACCUCGCCGCACAGCAACGGCGCCCUUGGUUCCAGGGAUGCCGCACGCCACACAGCAGGCGCCAAACGCUACAAGUACCUGAGGCGGCUGCUGCAUUUCAGACAGAUGGACUUUGAAUUUGCCAUGUGGCAGAUGCUUUACUUGUUCACGUCGCCACAGAGGGUCUACCGCAACUUUCACUACAGGAAACAGACCAAAGAUCAGUGGGCCAGGGAUGAUCCUGCUUUCCUGGUCCUGCUUAGCAUCUGGCUCUGUGUGUCAACAAUAGGCUUCGGUCUGGUGCUGGAAAUGGGUGUUCUGGAGACUCUGAAACUGUUGCUGUGGGUGGUCUUUGUGGACUGUAUAGGAGUCGGUCUGCUCAUAUCGACACUCAUGUGGGUCAUCAGCAACAAGUACCUGUUAAAACAACCCAGCAGAAAUUUUGAUGUUGAGUGGGGCUACGCAUUUGAUGUUCACCUCAAUGCUUUCUACCCACUUCUGGUCAUCCUGCAUUUCCUGCAGCUCUUCUUCAUCAACCAUCUUGUGGUGAUAAACUCAGACUGGUUCGUGGGAUACUUUGUUGGAAACACUUUAUGGCUCAUUGCCAUCGGAUAUUAUCUCUACAUCACCUUCUUAGGGUACAAUGCUUUACCCUUCCUGAAGAACACAGUGGUGUUGCUCUACCCCUUCGCUCUGCUCGGCCUCAUCUAUGUCCUCUCCGUCUCCCUGGGCUGGAACUUCACCAAGGGCCUCUGCUGGUUUUACAAAGCCAGAGUCCAGUAGAACCAGUUUGACCCUGAAACUGGACACACAGUCGCCCCCAGGCCGAGUCAAAACCUGUUUUCUGCUCACACCUUGGUGGCAUCAAAUCCGUUUCCAUCUGCUGUCAGUCAACAUCUGGUUGAGAGGGACUCGACCUCUGGUUGACUCUCAGUAAACUGGGACCUCUGAGUUGAUUGACCCUGACUGUUCCUCGACUCUCUCUUGAUUUUCAGUUUGGCUCUGAUGUUGAGCUGGAGCUCUGAGGUCAGUAAACAGUGAUGUGUUUGGACUAGUUGCAGAAAACAAGUGGGACAGAUGAGACACAGCUUUUAUUGUCGUUCUUUUUGUAUGAUUUGUAAAUAGUGCUCUGGCAGGUUGUAAUAUAUACACAGAGGAUUGUUUCUGAAGAGGAAAAAAAUUACUUUGUUUCUUUGAGUUUUCAUAAAAACAGACUUUAAAAAAAGAACAAAUCCUGCUUAUUGAAGAGAAGAAAGGAAGUGGAGGAAUGUGGGAUGCAAAUUGUGUUUUCCUUUUCUUUUUUCUUAAAGUGUACAUUCCAAAGCACUUUCAAUAAAAGGUUUUAUUAACUUAA